This is a messenger RNA of Exophiala bonariae, 1347 nucleotides long. RefSeq lists its product as uncharacterized. The transcript has 3 exons. The coding region runs from base 1 to 1347 and encodes 448 amino acids. Gene Ontology annotation, molecular function: CoA-ligase activity. The record is from RefSeq and is a predicted model, not a curated record. NCBI's taxonomy places the organism in Eukaryota, Fungi, Ascomycota, Eurotiomycetes, Chaetothyriales, Herpotrichiellaceae. Gene Ontology annotation, biological process: secondary metabolic process.
AUGUUUGAGCUCUCUCACCACCUACGAACCUCAAAGGCGAAAUUUAUCAUCGCGGAGCCGGAGCUACUCACCACCAUCAAAGCAGCAGCAAAUGAAUGUAAGAUAGCUGCCGCAAACAUUCGCAUCUUCAACGUCCAUAGCCAGACAGUCCCUCGGGGCUACCAAUCUUGGACUGAACUACUGAGCCACGGUGAAGACGAUUGGGUCCGAUUCGAGAGCCAGGAAAUAUCCAGCACUACUGCUGCAGCGCGGCUCUUCAGUUCCGGGACCACAGGGCUUCCCAAAGCAGCUGUCGUAUCCCACUACAACUUGGUGUCUCAGCACACUUUGGCAGUAGAGCCCCAGCCUCCACUAUAUGAUCCGUCACGUUUACUCUAUAUGCCUAUGUUUCAUGCCUCAGUAGUCCCACUGGGCCAUACUUCAACGCUAAAAUCAGGAACCCGAUCCUACAUUCUACGAAGAUUUGAUCUCGAAGAAUUCCUCUCCUCCAUACAUCGCUACAAAAUAACAGAGCUUGCCCUCUUUCCACCAAUCGUUCUCAUGGUUCUUGCAUCACCGUUGACGAAGAAAUAUGAUCUGACGUCAGUGAUGUCGGCCAAAGGUGGAGCGGCAGCACUCAGCAAGGAACUUCAACUCGAAUUUGAGAAGCUUAUGAGCAAAGAUGGCGCUUUCAACCAAGUCUGGGGGAUGACCGAAACUAGUUGCGUUGCCUCGUGUUUCUGGUAUCCUGAAAGUGAUACUACCGGCAGUAUCGGCCGCUUCGUUGCGAACAUGGAUGUAAAAAUAGUGGAUGAGAAUGACAACGAUAUCACUGCAUUGGGAGCCAAAGGCGAGUUACUAAUUCGUGGCCCGACCGUUAUCUCUCAGUACUUCGAAAACCCUGCCGCCAAUGCUGCAUCAUUCGAUCCUGACGGUUACUUCCGAACGGGCGAUAUCGUGAUAUGUGAGGGUGGCCCAGGCGUUACCCAGGCCACUGCGAAGUGGUACAUCGUCGAUCGUAUAAAGGAACUGAUCAAAGUUCGUGCCUUUCAAGUAUCUCCGUCCGAAAUCGAAGCAGUAAUACUUCAGCACCCAGCCAUCAUCGAUGCUGCGGUAAUCGGUAUUCCAGCUGUGGAUCCAAGAGAUGGUGAAAGCCCCCGCGCUUAUGUGGUAUGCCAGGGUGAAGUUACCGAGGACGAAGUCAAGCAAUGGUGCGCACAGAGAUUGGCCAAGUAUAAAUCUCUCACAGGUGGUGUUAGAUUCGUGGAUGCACUACCAAAGAAUGCCAGUGGGAAGCUCUUGAAACGGAUUCUACGAGAGCAAGUUCAGCAAGAAUCGAGGGGAGGAUCAUCUAAGGCCCAUCUCUAG